UCUACCGAUGCCAAUGAACAAACAAAUGGCUACCUUGUACACAAGGACAAUGUUUCAAAAGUUUGAGCAAGAACUAAUACAAAGUACAGCAUGUUUCCUAGAGCUCAAAACAGAGGAUGCGUGUAAAGUUGUGUUCAACGUGAGCGAAAGGAAAAAUUGGGAAACAAGAGUGGCAGAAGUCGUAUAUGUCAAAGAUUCUGACCACGCAUCGUGUAGCUGCAAAAGAUUUGAAUUUGUUGGAAUUAUUUGCAAGCACAUCCUAGCAUUGUUCAGAAGGGACCAGAUUGAAUAUAUGCCCGAUAAAUAUAUUUUGAAGAGGUGGAAGAAAACUGCGAAAUGUGGAUUGGUGUCAGAUGCAAAUGGCAACGAAAUUAAAGACUGUGCAGAUCCUGGCCUUCUAAUAAAGCGGAGUACAAUGUCUCGACUUGCUUCAGAUGUGGUUGAGGAUGCAUUAAUGAGUGAAGAAGGAUGUGAGUUACUGUCAGAGACUCUAAAAAGUUUGCAGGUGAAGUUGAAGUUGCUGAAGGAUGGACCAAGUAAUAACGAAGUUGGAGGGUCCAGCUCUCAAACACAAUAUAUGAAAGACCCUAAGAGAGUGAGGUGCAAAGGAAGGUCGAAAGGAAUAACGGGAGCAAAGGAAAAGGCAAUGAAGCGAGGGAUUAGACACUGUCGGGAGUGUGGACACAUUGGUCAUGAUAGAAGACAAUGCCCAGCCUUGAACACACCGACAUCACCGUCGAACAAUGACGAAUCAACUCCAAUACAUCGUAGUGACCCAUUAUUCGACGAUUUUGACAGGAUGCACAGACCAACUGAAUGAUUGAUAUUUGUAUUAGACGAAAUGUGGUUGUUAUGAAGAUUAAUGAUCAAGUGAAGUUUGAUAGAUUCAGUUUUUGAAUGUUAUUGUGUUUUUGUUCAUGUCCACCGAUGAGCUCUUACUAUGGCCACUGGUAAUUGAAAUGAAAAUUUGCUUGGUUUCAUUCUUCCAAGACAUUUGGAGACAUGUUAAUUUUACGUCUUCUCCCUAUUUAUAAAUUUU
Molecule: messenger RNA, 1039 nt
Organism: Prunus persica (peach)
Lineage: Eukaryota; Viridiplantae; Streptophyta; Magnoliopsida; Rosales; Rosaceae
Product: protein FAR1-RELATED SEQUENCE 5-like
Exons: 2
Coding region: 8-820 (270 amino acids)
Biological process (GO): regulation of DNA-templated transcription
Molecular function (GO): nucleic acid binding; zinc ion binding
Source: RefSeq, a predicted model, not a curated record